UCAGCAUCGCAUUCGCAGCCACUCCAAGUCUCCAACUCCAACAACACUUUGCAUGCUUGCCUUGGCUCGUAGCCCACUUUCGACUUUGCAAAAUUUCCAAGCUUUCCCUGACUGAACUGUGGCUGCUUGACAUGCCGGAGCCGGACUGCAGCCUGCAGUGGACACACACGCCCUUUUGCCUUUAGGCCUCCCAAAAGCCCUCCCUAUUUAACCACGCAUCCCAUGGCACACCUCUCAAGCUACCCUCACCCUCACAAUCUUUCACCAUCUCUCUCUCUCUCUCGCUUCCCCACAGGUUCACUGCUGCUGCUACAUCCCAUGGAGACAGCCCAAGAAAGCGAGCUGCAGGAGAGACAGCAGGCAUGGUGGUGGCCUCUGGACAACAUGGCCUGCAGCAGCGGCAGCUUGGACAUGAGCAGCAAUGGCAGCUGCUUCCUGCUCGAAUUGGACUCGCAGCUCAGGUACUUGGGUCUAGGUGUUGUGGGCGUCGCCGCAGCCGCCGCUAGUAAUCCCGAUGAUCAUCGUCGUACCAUCGAGCACGAGCUUGGGCUCUUCUUCCCAAAGUGCAUGGAAUCGCCCGCUAGUUCAUCCGAGGCGGUGCAGGAUGCGACGGUGAUGCCCGAGGAUCAGUUGGAUGAACUGCUCCAGAGUUUCUGGGAUGCGGAGGAGGAGGAUCAGCAGCAGUUGAUAGGAUUCAGUUCCAGCUCCAUCCUGAAGGAGAAUGGUACUUUUGUCCUGGAUGACGAUGAUCUUCUGGCGUCUCUGAGCUCUGUCUCACCAGUGGAGCCUGCAUUGCCAGAGCCAGAGCAGCAGCCCCCCUCGAGCUCGUCCUCGUCUCACUGCAACCUGGACCCACCGGCCAGUGAAACAGCCGGCGCCCAACCCCAGAACGCUCGCGCUCGCACCAACUGUUCGUCCAAACGCUCGGCGACACAAGAAGAUACGGACGCAUGGAACGGCAAGAGGAGCAGGAAGGCGGCGGCGUCCUGCUCGGUGGCGCGCCCGUUCACGGUGGUGAAGCCCGGGCCCAGCGGGAUGGACGGCGUCGCGACGCUGGCCGACAUCAAUGAGCGGAUCCUGACGCGGCCCGCCAGGCCCGUGCCGCACCCUGUAGGCGAGUUCGCGUGCGUUCCGCGCGCGUCGGCGUCGGCCGGUGGCGGCGACCGGCCGGCCCCGUCGGGCAAGGCGGUCGCCAGCUUCACCAGGCUGCACACCGGCGCCGGGAAGGGGACGAUAACCAUCAUAAGGACGUCAAGCUAAGCUACUGAAUUACUGAUCGAUCGUCCUACUCAGACGAUCACCUUUACUGGAUCGAUCGAUGUAGAAUUGUAGAUGCUACAAAUCUUAUGUAGAUUAACAAUUAGCAGAUGACUAGUGAGUAAUCAUCGUACCGUGAAGUAAAAAGAGAAUUAGGGCGAGACCUUUUGGGAGAUCGGCGUAUAUACGCGCAUGCGAAUCUGGACGGGAAAGGGAGGGGAUUUUGAAAUACGAGUCUUUUUAAGUUAAGAAAGUAAAGGUAAGAUUGCUGCAGAGACAGUAGCUUGAAUCGAUCGGAGGGACACGCCUUUGGAUCGUACGCACUGUGGUGUGCCAGGGGACAAAGCUCUUACUACUGGUGACAAAGCGUGUGAGGUUAUAAUUGUACCGGAAGACAAAUG
Brachypodium distachyon (stiff brome) is the source of this 1658-nucleotide messenger RNA. RefSeq lists its product as uncharacterized. The coding region runs from base 223 to 1260 and encodes 345 amino acids. Lineage: Eukaryota; Viridiplantae; Streptophyta; Magnoliopsida; Poales; Poaceae. The record is from RefSeq and is a predicted model, not a curated record. Gene Ontology annotation, biological process: female meiotic nuclear division; male meiotic nuclear division. The transcript is spliced from 5 exons.